Messenger RNA from Stegodyphus dumicola, 3217 nucleotides. RefSeq lists its product as uncharacterized. Lineage: Eukaryota; Metazoa; Arthropoda; Arachnida; Araneae; Eresidae. The record is from RefSeq and is a predicted model, not a curated record.
GCGGCUACUUAAUCAUGAUCUAAUAUUUGUUCUUUAAGGACAUAUAAAAGGGAAAGGCAAUCGAAAAUGAAAGUUAAUACUGAUUGACUGAUAGUUUAGGGUGAGGUGAAAGACUACCUUAGGAUUACAUAUUGUGGAUAAAAUGCUGAAGGUAAUUUUGGUAGCAGGUCUUCUUACUGUGGCAUGGGGCAAAGGAUACCCACCGUACAAAACUACAGAUGCGGAUGAGUAUGGUUUAAUAAAUGAAGACAUAUUAAAAAAUAGACAACCAGUUCAUCAAGUCCAAGUUGCUGUAGAGUAUGAUGACGAUGACAGUAAAAAAUAUGAUCUUCAAGCAGAUGAUAAUCCACAACCUCAAAUGUAUGAACAAAAGUCGAUAGAAAUCUUCCCGAAGCGCUCGAAAGAACCAAAAAGUAGCAUAAAGCUUGGGGAAAAACAAGGUAAUUAUAAAGGAACUGAUUCAACAGAAGAAAUUUCCCAGAAAAAAUUAAGUUACCAAGCCGCAAAGGUCAGCCAAGAGAAAAUUGAGGUAAAAUCUCUUACUCGCAACUAUGCAAGUAGGCUGCCCAAUGAACCUAAAGACACGUAUAAUGUUUAUAAAUCAGGAAGCCAUGUAACUUCUAAGAAUACAGCCAGCCAAAAGCCAAUAGAGUAUUCAAGUCAUAUAGGACAUAGCGAUUAUCCAAGCUUCAGUCAUGACAGGCAAAGAACAAAAAUAGAGAAUCCGUAUCAUCCAAAAGGUGGUGAUGUUUCAACGGGGCAGCAAUAUGUCGAUGUCAGUUUUAAAGAUCAUUCUGAACCUCCAAUAUAUGGAAGCGCCAAACUUAGUUCUCCGCAGCAGCAUCAACAUGUUUCUUAUGAAACAGGAAUUCGUCCAGGUAAAUAUGGAAGCAGUGGCAUAUAUGGAGGUAUGUAUAAAAUGAAUAAAGGAGACUAUAAAAAUGUUAUGUUAGGAAACAAUGCAAAAUAUCCUAGUCCUUUAUCACAAAUUCAAUCUAGCUAUUUAGAAGAACCUAAAUUUUACAAUGAAAAUUCUAGAGGAAAUUUGGGUGUUGCGAACCAUGAAGGAUUACGAGGACAGUAUAACUACCAGGGUCUAAGUAGAGGAUUGGGAGCACAGCAAGACUAUCAAGAUGUAAGCGAAGGAUUAGGAAGACAGUAUGGCAAUCAGGGUUUAAGUGGACUGUCAUCCGGUUAUUCAAAAGCAAGAGAAGUAGAUAGUGGUCUUAAAUCUUACAGAUCAUACCCCCAUAGAGCUAGAAGUGAUAAUGCAUUGGGACACCAAGGUAUAACUGCUUUUAAAUAUCCAAAUUCAUUGGGCGGUAGUGGUGUAGAAUAUGGGGGAAUAGGAAGUACAGCUGGCUUCAGAUAUGGUGGUGGAGUAGCCGUAAAUCCCAAAUACGCUCAGAAUCAAGGCACAGGAGGCAAUGCAAAUUAUCAUGAAUUCAAAAUUACGAAAUCCUCCUCAUCUCAUGGAAUUUCAGGCAAUAAGGAAUUAGGCGUUUAUGGUUCAGAGCUGCAGAGUGGCGUUCAUUACAAAGGAACUGGAAGCACAUCUGGGAAACAUUUGACAAAUGAUGGCUUUAAAUACCAUGGUGGAACCAGUAGCUUUGGAAAUCCCGGUUCUUCUAUAUACUCUGGAAUCAAGCCUAGAAAUGAUGCUAGAAAUUACGGAAUUGGAAAAAGCAGUGAAUUAGCAUAUGGUAAUAUUGAAAAUAUAGGCGGCUCUCAUUUGACUCAAAAGAAUUAUGGUAUCGGAUCACAAAGAAUCAAAUAUUCUCACGAUGAAAUCGGGAAAUCUGGAAUACAUGGAGGAGCAGGUACAGCUGGUUAUUUGGCUGGUGCACCUACUUUAAGUACUGGAGUAAAUUCAGGAUAUUAUAAAACUGAUACGAAUGCACAAUUCAGUAGUUAUCCCCAUCAAGGUUCCGUAAAAUCAGCUGGUGGAAAACCACACAACAGUGGAUAUCUUGGAUUACCAAAAGAAUAUCAAGGUAUUGGGGGACUUAAACAGAGUGACAAUAAGCAUCAGCAAAGUUCGGGAGUUGCAUCAGUGCCUUAUGCAUCAGAACAAAGCGGAAAACCUACAGGAAAAGGAAGCAGUGUUCCUUCAAAUUACCACAUGAAAAGUGAAUCUCCUACUAUAGGAGAAACAACCUAUUCAGACAAUAAAGGCUAUCGUCCAAGUUAUGAACCCAAAUUAAUUCAAGUAGAGCAAAAGAAAAUUCCAUCUUCUCAACCAAAAGCUCUUAGUGUGAGUUCAUCUCCUUCAGUGCAACGUGUAAAAGGAAGUCCAAAGAAAGACGAUUCUGAAUACCAAGGCAUCGGGGAAAUUAAAUAUGAACCAGAAUCAAAAGCUAGAAAUGAAUAUUCUCCAGCUUCAACACAAUCGAUAGGGAAAGGACAAUCAGUAAAAGGUGGUUCUACUAGUCAAAGUGUUAAAGGUGGCUCUAAAUCUGAAUAUGGUAUUAAUAAGGGAAAAAAAUCCCAAAGUCAAUAUUUACCUAUCACAGCCGUAAGUUCAGGCGUAUCAAAUGAAAAGCCUUCAAAACGUCAAUAUGCAGGCAUCAAAGGUGCAGAUAAAGCUCCUCAAAUCGAACAAAAAGAGUUAGUUUAUGAAGCAAUCCUUGGUGGACCCGGAAGUCGCAAUCAGGCUCAUGGUUCAGGUGGAUAUGGUUUCUAUCCAACAGAAGAUGCAGCCAAUCCACCAAGUAGUGCUACUGGAUAUGAUGAAAAUCACAAACCUAUGCCAUAUGAGUUUAGCUACAAAGUAAACGAUGAUGAGCAUGGUGCAGAGCAUUACAGACAAGAGAAAAUGGACGACAAUGGUUAUUUGACUGGCAGUUAUGGUUACAAAGACGCCCAUGGAAUUUACAGGCACGUAGAUUAUCAGGCUAGCAAAGACGGUUUUAAGGCUAACGUCAGGACUAAUGAACCUGGCACAGAUAAUGAAGAUCCUGCUGACGUCCAUUUUGAAGUCGAGAAGAGCAGUGGCUCAUAUUAGAAUCAAAACUCGUCGCUAGUCCAAGGUCUGUAAACCAGAUUUGCAAAUACGUAUCAAUGUUCGCGUCCUCCAAGAUUUUCUGUAAUGUAAAGAAAGUGGAAUACGCUGUUUUGCUCGUCAAUACGGGAUUUUUUUAUUUAUUAUGUACAAUAUUGCUUGUGAAUAUGCAUUUCAUGCCUAUCAUUUUUAAGAAAUAAAGCUCAUUAUAUAUCA